Messenger RNA from Salvia splendens (bonfire salvia), 660 nucleotides. Its product is annotated as 40S ribosomal protein S16. Gene Ontology annotation, molecular function: RNA binding; structural constituent of ribosome. The record is from RefSeq and is a predicted model, not a curated record. Gene Ontology annotation, cellular component: cytosolic small ribosomal subunit; ribosome. Bases 79 to 519 code for a protein of 146 amino acids. Gene Ontology annotation, biological process: maturation of SSU-rRNA from tricistronic rRNA transcript (SSU-rRNA, 5.8S rRNA, LSU-rRNA); translation. Lineage: Eukaryota; Viridiplantae; Streptophyta; Magnoliopsida; Lamiales; Lamiaceae. The transcript has a single exon.
UUUCCAAACUUCUCUCCUUUCUCUCCGCCAUUAGGGUUAGGGUUUCAGCGGCAGCCGGAGAGAGAUAGAGAGAGAGCCAUGGCUACACCGACCGCAACCGAAUCUGUUCAGUGUUUUGGGAGGAAGAAAACUGCAGUAGCGGUCACGCACUGCAAGCGCGGCCGUGGUCUAAUCAAAAUCAAUGGCAAGCCGAUCGAGCUGGUGGAGCCGGAGAUCCUCAGGUACAAGGCGUUCGAGCCGAUCCUCCUCCUCGGCCGCCACCGAUUCGCCGGGGUGGAUAUGCGCAUCCGCGUGAAAGGAGGCGGUCACACAUCGCAGAUCUACGCCAUCCGGCAGUCCAUCGCGAAGGCGCUCGUGGCGUUCUACCAGAAGUACGUGGACGAGCAGUCGAAGAAGGAGAUCAAGGACAUCCUCGGUAGAUACGACAGGACUCUGCUCGUCGCCGAUCCCAGGCGCUGCGAGCCGAAGAAGUUUGGUGGUCGUGGUGCCCGCGCCAGGUUUCAGAAAUCCUACCGUUGAUCAUUUCCUUUUAAUCGUUGAAUUAGUAUGUGUCCACACUAAAUUGAACUUGAGCUGCUGAGACUGUUUGGAUUACUUCGUCGUUUUCUUUUUGUAUCACAGUUUUGUUGUUAGUGAAUCGUUCCUGCGUUUUACCCUUAA